GUUCGCGAAUCUCAGCUGGGUUCUACACCGCAGGAAGUCGCUUGCUUUCUGGAUCCGUUGUCCCGUCCGUCAGUAUAGGCGGUUUCCGGUUUUCCGGUCACUUGGUUUGGCCUGGUGUGGUGUGGUUGGAGUGACGAUCGAAAACGGUUUGGUUUUAAUCCCAACGGUUCAAUCGGUGGUGUAAUUAACGUCGACGGUUGCGGUCUGAAGUCUUCGGGUGGUGGGUGUGUGUGUGUGCGUCUGCUGUGGGAGAUUGGGUUGGUUGGAUUUCCCUGAGGGUUGUUCGUUAGAAUCGUGUGGUGAUUUUUUUCACGCGUGCAAUGCGUAAAUAGUUAGUGGGGGUUUGGGAAAGUGCAAGUGCAGUUUGAAGUUUCAGGGGAAUCAUCUCCUCUAGACAAAUCGGAUCGUUCGUCGAUGGAUUAAGCCGCAGUGAUUCGGUUGAGUGGAAUAAGUUUCAUGUUUGUGCUCGCAAAAAAAGUUAAAGAACAACAGUUAUCAAUUUCUGGAGCCUCGGGAAGUUGAGCUAGUGCAACUGCCGGAAAACGACGUGAUGAUAGUUUAUAAUACGGAUUAAGAGUAUAGUGAGCCUCCGGGGGUGUGCUUUACAGGCGGAAAGCGCAUAAGAAGCACUUGAAGAGGAUACGUGAAAAAGCGAUUUUCCGGUCUCUGAAUAAGUAGUUCAAGUGUGCUCCCAGUCCCAGUGUCGGUGUGUAUUCGGCUGUACGUGUGAGAAGCAUUUUCGUUGGAAUAGACGGGAGGAACCUCCCGCUUCCUCGCUUCCAGAUCAAAGGAGGACAAGCGUUGCUCACUUGCCUUUGGAAUGCUUAGCUUGGAUUAACGCAGCAGCAGCAGCAUCCGUUUGGUUGUCGUUUUGUACGGAUUCGGUGUGUUUUUUUUUUUGCUUGGAUCGUGAAGAAAAGAAGUCCAAAGUAGGAACAAAACCCCCAGGAGGCAUUUGACUCCUCUCAUCUUACGGUACGGCGUUUUCGGAAUAGAUUUCGGUCGUCCGUUGGUUCCAGAAUAAGGCAGUGAAGCACUGUGUCAGUGGUGUGUUGGUGGCUCGUUUUGCCGCACUUGAGUGGCCGAAUAAGUGAUACGCCAUCGAGGAGGCAUCAGGAUAAUAAAAUAAUACCAUCAGUGGCGAAAAAAAAAGCCCAUUCGCGAUGGCCGAUAAAGAUAAAUGGAUCUUUAUUAACGCAAUAAUUGCGCUGCUGUGCGUUCACAUCUGCGGAGCCGUUGUGGGGCUACGCAAUUUGGCCCUAGUCAUCAAGCCGCCCUGGGUUCGCCGGGGCCAAGAGGCUCAGCUGCACUGCCAGUACCAUAUGGAUGACAGAACACCACUCUACUCGGUGAAGUGGUACCGCGGUACGCUGGAGUUCUAUCGGUACUCACCGUUUGAGAAUCCACCGGCGAAGAUUUUCCCCUUCACCGGGAUUAAGGUCGAUAUGACAGUUUCGAACGCAUCGCACGUCACCCUGCGGAACGUGGGCUUCAACCUGUCCGGUAACUUUACCUGCGAAGUGACGGCAGAAGCACCGACGUUCUACACCGGCGUGGCCACCAACGUCCUGACGGUUGUCGAACUGCCGCACUCUCCACCAACCCUGUGGACAGAGCACACCAAGUACGACCCGGGGGACAUCCUGCGGGCCAACUGUUCGACACCGCCCUCGAAGCCGGGUGCCACCAUCACGUUCCUGCUGAACAGUAUGACGAUACGACCGACACCGAAUGCAGUUCCUGCGACGAAUCUAUACAUGAAGAAAUGGAAGAAACCAUCGUACGAAGAGAUCCAGUCCUUUCAAGAUAACUGGACGUGA
Molecule: messenger RNA, 1820 nt
Organism: Ochlerotatus camptorhynchus
Lineage: Eukaryota; Metazoa; Arthropoda; Insecta; Diptera; Culicidae
Exons: 6
Coding region: 1164-1820 (218 amino acids)
Source: RefSeq, a predicted model, not a curated record